AGCAACUUCCGGAGGCUGCCACUCGGCGCUCGGGAUGGAGGAGGGCCGCAUCCCAGACUCCGCGGUCUCCGCCAGCUCCUCCUACGAGCCCAAGUCUGUGGGGCCGCAGAACGCCAGGAUCCGUCAGGAGAAGAACGGCGGCGCGUGGUGCCCGAAGGCGCAGAUCAGCAGCGAGGUGCAGGAGUUCCUGGAGGUGGACCUGGGCCGGCCGCACCUCAUCACCGCCACCGAGACGCAGGGCCGCUUCGGCAACGGCCAGGGACAGGAGUACGCCGAGUCCUUCCACCUGCUCUACUGGAGGGACGCGCUGCAGCGCUGGGUCGUCUACCGGGACGCCAGCGGUCGCAAGGUGCUGAGGGGCAACAGCAACACCUACCUGGCGGUGCGUCAGCAGCUGGAGCUGCCGUUCGUGGCGAGCCGCGUGCGCUUCAUGCCCUACUCCCAGCACACCAGGACCGUCUGCAUGCGGGUCGAGCUCUACGGCUGUCCCUGGACGCACUGGCGGUGGGUGGGCUGGAGCAACGCCAGCCUGGGCGGCCAGCCGCUGGAGCUGGAAUUCGAACUGGAGACGCCGAGGGAGUUGGCGGCCACCCACCUUCAUGUGCUGCACGCGCCGCAGCUGGGCGUCCAGGUGUUCACGGAGGCGUCCGUGUGGCUGAGCCUGGACGGCGUGCACUACCAGUGGGCGACGGCGCCGGUCAGCACGGGGGCGGCGGGGGCGGCGGACUCGGCGCCCUCGUGCGUCAACGUGAGCCUGCCGCUGCACAGCCGCGUGGUGCGCUUCCUGCGCCUGCAGCUGUACUUCGCCGCCGCCUGGUUACUCGUCAGCGAAGUGCGCAUCGACUCGGCGGCGCUGCUGCAGAACGUGUCGCAGGAGGCGCUCGAGGAGUUCUUCCUGCAGCAGGACGCCGCGGCGCAGCAGCCGGCGCAGCCUCCGGCGCACACGGCUGGCGCGCCAGGCGACGCCACGCGCGCGCGCAACGGGGUCGCCACCGCUAUUUUCAAAGAUAACUUAAGACUCCAGGUGUUGGGUGUCGAGGUUGCGGGUAAUAUUCAACAAAUAAAUAAAUAUCCAGUGCUCAUACGAAAAUGGACCCCUGUGACCCUACCGAGAGUAGAGACGAUGUCGGCUGGACAGCAGGACUCGCCUUUUGCAGCGACGGCGGCGAGCAGCGGCCAGCAGGCGUACAUCGGGCUGGUGACGGGCGCGCUGGCCGUGGCGCUGCUGCUGCUCCUGGGCUGCACGGUGCUGCUGAUGGUGCGCCGCGGCCGCAAGAAGGUGGCGCUGCUGCACAAGCACUCCGCGCUCGUCUCCAACGGCGUCGCGCUCAACAUGAAGGAGAUGCUGGCGCCCGGGGGCGGCGUUCUGGGCGUCGGCGCCGGCGGCGGCCUCACGCGCGUCCUCGCGCCCUGCAAGCCCAAGGCGGCCGCGCCGGCGGCGGGGGGCGCGGCUGCGGGGGCGGUCGUGGGGGCGGCGGCGGGCAGCAAGGCCGGCGGCGGGGGUGGCGGGGGCGGCGGAGGCGGCGGCGGCGGUGACAGUGAGGACAGCGAGGGCUCGAGCGUGUACCACGAGCCGUACAAGCUGCUGGCCAAGGCGGGCGCCGGAGGGCACCAGGACUACGGCUGCCUGCUCACCACCAGCAAGAGCGUCGGCCAGUACACCGACUUCACGAGCGUGGCCAGCUUCCAGGAGGAGGUGCGCUUCGCGUCGCCAUCUUUCCACAGCGCGGCGGCGGCGGCGGCGGUGGCGCGGCAGCCCUCGCAGUUCGAGUUGCAGCCGUUCGCGACUCCCACCAAGGCCGCCGCCCCCGCAAGCGCCGCCCCCGCCGUGCCCGAGGCCUACUACGCCGCCACCGACAUCGUCAUGUCGGAGCGGCGCGAGCAGCACCUGGAGCCGGGCUGCUUCACGACGGUGCGCAUCCCGAGCGAGGCGCCGCCAGAGACGACGCCGCUGCUGCAGUUCCCCAGGCACCGCCUGCGCCCGCUCGAGAAGCUGGGCGAGGGCGCCUUCGGCAUGGUGCUGCUGUGCGAGGCUGAGGGAGCCCCCGAGUACGACAGCGUCACGUCGUCGCACAAGAAGCAGAUGGUGCUGGUCAAGUCGCUGUGGAGGGGCUGCGGCGACUCCAAGAGACAGGAGUUCCUGCACGAGGUGGGCUGGCUGGCGAGCCUGCGGGACGACAACGUGGCGCGUGCGCUGGCCGUCUGCUCUGCCGAGGAGCCGCUGUGCUCGCUGCACGAGUACGGGGAGAUGGGCGCGCUGCCCGCCUUCCUCUCCAGGCCGGAGGGCUGCGAGCUGAGUUACGGAUGUCUCAUAUAUAUGGCGUCGCAGAUUGCAUCGGGUAUGAAAUACCUCGAAUCUAUGGAACUGAUACACCGCGACUUAGCAGCAAGGAACUGCGUGGUGGGCCCGCAGUUCAGCGUGAAGGUGUCGGACCACGCGACCUACUGCUCGCGCUACGACCGCGACUACUACGUCAGCGACACCCAGGCGCGGCUGCCCGUGCGCUGGAUGGCCUGGGAGAGCCUGCUGCUGGGCGAGUACUCGACCAAGAGCGACGUGUGGGCGUUCGGCGUGACGCUGUGGGAGACGCUGACGCUGUGCGCGGUGCAGCCGCUGGCGGAGCUGAGCGACCAGCAGGUGGUGGAGAACUGCAGCCGGUGGCAGCUGGACGACGGCCGCCAGCGCUGCCCGGCGCGGCCCGCCGCCUGCCCCCGCGAGCUCUUCGACCUGAUGGCCGAGUGCUGGCGCCGCGACGCCGCGCUGCGCCCGCGCUUCGCCGAGAUACACCUCUUCCUGCAGCGCAAGAACCUCGGCUACACGCCCACACCCCAGACGCCGGUUGCGACGCAGCUGGAGGCGGCGCAGCUAAUAUCGCGGCCCCCCGGGGGCGGUGGAGGUGGCGUCGGCGGCGGCUCCGCGCGGCCCCGUGUCUCGGCUGAAUACGGAGCGCGUCCCGCCGCGUGCCGUUAUUAUGCUCGUAAUAAGGCAGCGGGCGCCGCGAUAUUAACGCGGAUCAGCCGCGCGGCCCGUGGUCGGCUCUUCCCUCCGCCCCCUCCGCCCCCAGCCUGCCACCGCUGGCGGUGGUCGCCCGGCUGCCGCCCCUGCUCUCCGCCGACAAAGGCCAUCGACGGCAUCUCGGCGCACAAUGAGGCCCGUCCCGGGGACAAUGGGGGCGCGCGUUCGGCCGCCGAAGCCUGCGACGGGCCGGGACUGGCUCGGGGCUGCGCAUUUGAUCUGAGACCCCACUUAAACGCGGCGAUCCUCACCGAGCCGAGCCGCUAA
Molecule: messenger RNA, 3283 nt
Organism: Schistocerca nitens (vagrant locust)
Lineage: Eukaryota; Metazoa; Arthropoda; Insecta; Orthoptera; Acrididae
Product: ALK tyrosine kinase receptor-like
Exons: 16
Coding region: 35-3283 (1082 amino acids)
Biological process (GO): positive regulation of kinase activity; protein phosphorylation; cell surface receptor protein tyrosine kinase signaling pathway
Cellular component (GO): signaling receptor complex
Molecular function (GO): collagen binding; ATP binding; protein tyrosine kinase collagen receptor activity
Source: RefSeq, a predicted model, not a curated record